AUGUCUGGUUCACAGUUUAGAAGAGCAUGGUCUGACCAAACUCCAGUUCUUGAACCCCUUCAACGCCGGUAUAACCAAUACAAUAGCCGCUUAUCCUCCGCCGUCGAAAUGAGCACCCCGCCGCCGCCUCCUCCUCCUCGCCGCUCGGUCUUCCUCGGUGUUGAUGUUGGAACCGGCAGCGCCCGUGCAGGUCUCUUUGAUGAUGGUGGAAGACUUUUAGGUUCUGCUAGUAGCCCGAUACAAAUAUGGAAAGAUCGUGACUGUGUUGAGCAAUCUUCAACUGAUAUUUGGCUUGCAAUUUGCACGGCAGUCAAAGCAGCAUGCGCUCUUGCAAAUAUUUCAGGGGAAGAAGUAACUAGUUUGGGAUUUGCUGCUACUUGUUCUCUUGUUGCUGUUGAUUCUGACGGACAACCUGUAACAGUUUCUUGGAGUGGUGAUACAAGGAGAAAUAUCAUAGUGUGGAUGGACCACAGAGCUGUGCAACAAGCUGAGAGGAUAAAUUCCUCUAACUCACCUGUAUUGCAAUACUGUGGCGGGGCUGUAUCCCCAGAGAUGCAGCCACCCAAGCUUUUAUGGGUCAAAGAAAAUUUGCAAGAGUCUUGGUCAAUGGCAUUCAGGUGGAUGGAUCUGAGCGAUUGGUUAUCAUAUAGAGCAACAGGAGAUGAUACUCGGAGUCUGUGCACAACAGUCUGCAAAUGGACAUAUUUAGGUCACGCACACAUGCAAAAGAUAAAUGAAAAAGAUUCCCGUGAUAUGGAAGCUUGUGGAUGGGAUGAUGACUUUUGGGAAGAGAUUGGUUUAGCUGAUCUUGUUGAUGGCCAUCAUUCGAAGAUUGGACGAAGUGUAGCUUUUCCUGGCCAUGCUUUGGGCUCUGGUCUAACACCUGAUGCUGCAAAGGAAUUGGGCCUGGUGGCAGGGAUACCAGUUGGAACAUCAUUAAUUGAUGCUCAUGCUGGUGGUGUGGGAGUAAUGGAAAGUAUGCCGGCGUCAGAUUCUGAAGCUAAAGACAUUGACGAGGAAGCAAUAUGUCAUCGAAUGGUAUUAGUUUGUGGAACUUCCACUUGCCAUAUGGCUGUUUCACAGAACAAGUUGUUUAUUCCUGGGAUCUGGGGACCAUUCUGGUCAGCCAUGGUGCCUCAGUACUGGCUCACGGAAGGAGGUCAGAGUGCCACUGGUGCAUUACUAGAUUAUAUUAUUGAGAACCAUGUUGCUUCUCCACACCUGGCAAAUCGAGCUGCUUCUCGAUGCAUUUCAAUCUUCGAACUUUUGAAUGAGAUACUGAAAUCAAUGAAACAAGAAUUAGGUUCUCCUUUUAUUGCUGCAUUGACUGAUGACAUACAUGUCUUCCCUGACUUCCAUGGGAACAGAUCUCCCAUUGCAGACCCAAAAUCGAAAGGCAUGAUAUGUGGCUUAACUCUUGACACAAGUGAAAAACAGCUGGCUCUUCUAUACCUUGCCACAGUACAGGGUAUUGCAUAUGGGACACGCCAUAUUGUAGAGCACUGCAAUGCCCAUGGGCACAAAAUCAACACAUUGCUGGCAUGUGGUGGACUAGCAAAGAAUUCCCUGUUCAUACAAGAGCAUGCGGAUAUUAUAGGUUACCCUAUUAUUCUUCCACGAGAAAAUGAAUCAGUGCUCUUGGGUGCUGCUAUUCUUGGUGCCGUUGCUUCAAAGAAAUAUUCCACCAUGCGAGAGGCCAUGAAAGCGUUAAACUCAGCUGGUCAGGUCGUCUAUCCAUCCAACGAUCCAAAAGUAAAAAAGUACCACAAUGCUAAAUAUCGUAUCUUCCGUGAACUUUAUGAGCAGCAGUUGUCCCACCGUUCAAUAAUGGUCGAAGCUCUGGCAUGA
This is a messenger RNA of Fraxinus pennsylvanica, 1848 nucleotides long. Lineage: Eukaryota; Viridiplantae; Streptophyta; Magnoliopsida; Lamiales; Oleaceae. The record is from the annotation of a GenBank genome assembly.